This is a messenger RNA of Lagopus leucura (white-tailed ptarmigan), 3929 nucleotides long. RefSeq names its product serine/threonine kinase 32C (gene STK32C). The transcript has 12 exons. Gene Ontology annotation, molecular function: G protein-coupled receptor binding; ATP binding; G protein-coupled receptor kinase activity. Gene Ontology annotation, biological process: protein phosphorylation; regulation of signal transduction; G protein-coupled receptor signaling pathway. Lineage: Eukaryota; Metazoa; Chordata; Aves; Galliformes; Phasianidae. The record is from RefSeq and is a predicted model, not a curated record. The coding region runs from base 55 to 1341 and encodes 428 amino acids.
GGAGCCGCCGUUCGGCGGAGAGCGGCGCGCGGGGCAUGCCAUCCGCUCGGCCCGAUGUUCCACUGGGGCAAGUGGAAGAAGAGGAUGGGAGCGAGCGCCUCCUCCUCCAAGAGACCCGUGUUCGACGAGCGGGAGGACGUGAACUUUGACCACUUCCAGAUUCUCCGGGCGAUUGGGAAGGGAAGCUUUGGCAAGGUGUGCAUUGUGCAGAAGAGAGACACUGAGAAGAUGUAUGCCAUGAAGUACAUGAACAAGCAGCAGUGCAUCGAGAGGGACGAGGUCCGCAAUGUGUUCCGGGAGCUGGAGAUCCUGCAGGAGAUUGAGCACGUGUUCCUGGUGAACCUCUGGUACUCCUUCCAGGAUGAGGAGGACAUGUUCAUGGUGGUGGACCUGCUGCUCGGCGGGGACCUGCGCUACCACCUGCAGCAGAACGUGCAGUUCACGGAGGAGACGGUCAGGCUGUACCUCUGUGAGAUGGCCCUGGCGCUGGACUACCUGCGCAGCCAGCACAUCAUUCACAGAGAUGUAAAACCAGACAACAUUCUCCUGGAUGAGCAAGGUCACGCACACUUAACAGAUUUUAAUAUUGCAACAAUAAUUAGGGAUGGUGAAAGAGCAACUGCGCUAGCUGGAACAAAGCCAUACAUGGCUCCGGAGAUUUUCCAUUCCUUCCUGAGUGGUGGCACGGGUUACUCCUUCGAAGUGGAUUGGUGGUCACUGGGAAUCAUGGCUUACGAGCUCCUCCGUGGCUGGAGGCCGUAUGACAUCCACUCCAGCAACCCGGUGGAGUCCCUGGUGCAGCUGUUCAGCACCGUCAGCGUUCAGUACUCAUCCACGUGGUCAAAGGAGAUGGUAGCUCUGCUACGAAAGCUGCUGACGGUGAACCCCGAGCACCGCUUCUCCUGCCUGGCUGACAUCCAGACAUCAGCAUAUCUCUCUGCCGUGCCCUGGGGCGAUGUCUGCCAGAAGCGCCUGGAGCCGGGCUUUGUCCCCAACAAGGGCCGCCUGCACUGCGACCCCACCUUCGAGCUGGAGGAGAUGAUCCUGGAGUCCAGGCCCCUGCACAAGAAGAAGAAGAGGCUGGCGAAGAACAAAUCACGGGACAACAGCAAGGACAGCUCGCAGUCUGAAAAUGACUAUCUCCAGGAAUGCCUUGAAGCUAUCCAGCAAGACUUUGUCAUCUUUAACAGAGAGAAGCUGAAGAAGAGCCAGGAGCAGACCGGCGAGUCCACGUCUGCCCCCGAGAGCACCGCUGAGGCUGAGACAGAGGCUGAGGCUGAGGCUGAGCCCUCCAACCUGAGCAUGUGCAGCUCCGUGUGCUCCUCGGCGGGCAGCAGCUAAGCUGAGGCCGCCCUGCUGCCGCCCACUGCCGCCUGCCCUGGGUUGCACUGAGUGCCUCUGGCAGUGCCCUGCAGCACCUGGCACAGCAGCUCAUCCCGCAGCGUUGUAGCAAAACAGUUCUCACAGAGCUGAGCUCUGCAUUUACACAGGCACCAGUUCCACUCACUGAGGUGCUGCCGUGGGUAAGGAUACUCACUAUGCAACUUGUCGGAGGAAGGAGACUUAUUUCAUUACUUGUUCUUUUAUAAUGUCAGAUUGCUGUUUUAAUGCAGUGCGAUGGCAACGUGAGAAGUUACAUCUCCAAGAUGGGAAGCCAGCAGGAGGAAAGCUGGAUGGGUGGCUCACGCUGUAUGAGGCACCGCUGCUAGCGAGGGCUGCGUGGGGCCGAGUGCUCCCACUGUGAGCUGGGGCUGCCCCUGCUGCAGCCACAUCUGGAGCAGGAUGGCCCUGCAGCUCAGGGAUGGCGUAGGCAAACUGUUGUCCCCUCACCACUGCCAGAGUGUCGUUCCCGACUUGGGGUAAAUAAAUGUUCUUUGUGCACUUCUGGGGCUGGGUAAUGAUUAAAUACGUGAUCAAUAUGUAAAGUGUACUUAAGAUACUUGCUUCCUUCAUGCAGCCGCUGUGAGUGGCAGGAGCCGUGUGGCAGAUGGGGCCAUUUGGGCUCUGUGUGCCCAGGUUUGGGGGAUGCAUUUUGUUACAGGUUCAGGUUUUUUCGGAAGCAGUUUGUGACCUUCUAGUUCUGCUUGGCCAUGAAAAGAGGGCAGUGUCUUAAUUUACUCUUCAGUUUUCUCUAAUUUCAGCGUAAAGUAGGAGUGCUGUACAUAACUUACCAAAACCUGUUUUUAUCUUCUCAGUAAGACAGGAGCUCUCUGAUGGCUCCGCUCUGGGGGUUGCCUUUCUCUGCUUUCAGAGGCCUUCACUCCGUUGGCUGCUCAAUCUGCUGCGUUGUGGCUUUUGGUUGCUGUUGUCAAACAUGAGCCGUGGGUUCUGCUGCAACAAAGCCGUUGUGCUGCACAGAUUGUAGCAGCGGCGUUCACCUUAAAGCUAGCGAGAUGUGUUUGCUGGCAGAUGCCAAGGAGGUGGCUGGGUUUGCAUCCCUGUUCUAUAUUUGUAACGCAGAAAUGCAUAGAAAAGGUUUUUAACAGAUGCAGACUUUUAGGACAAACACUGCUGCGUUUUAGUUUCUGUGGAUGGAAUAGAUCAGCUUAACCGUGCACAAUUAUUUUAUAUGAAAGAUGACACUAAACAUUAAUUUUCCACAGUUUUAUGUGGAGAUCAGUGACUGUGCAGAACCACACGUUCAUGAAGGGGCAGCAGAGGCUCGAGGUGCAGACCCCAGCACCGGGUGUGCAGCGAUGGCUGGGUAGCCCUGCGCCCAGCCCCGUGGGACGGCCCAUCUGAGCGCUGCUCCCUGGGCUGAGCUGCCUGCAGCCCUGCUCCCCCCGCUGUGCCCACACGCUGCCUCUUUCCCCGGCGCUCCCCAGCCCUGUCCCUUUUCCCCCUGCACGUCGUGCAGUGCCCAGCAGUGCUGGGGGCACCGCGUGGCUGCCGCCCCAGGGUGAGAUGGGGGCUCAGAGGCGGGGAGGACAGACUGCAGAGUGUGUGCGUCUGCCCCGGCACCAGGACAGGGGACACGGCCAGCUUUGGGAGCACGGUGCAGUCAGGGCGCUGUGAGUCCAGCACCACUUGGGUCUGGUUUCCAGCCGUGCGUGGAUGUGUGUUUUGCUACUGCCUGCCACAGAGCAGGUUCCGUUGCUGCCCAUUUACUUAUGCAUAGAAGCCGGAGAUGAAACUGAAAGCGAAGAGUGAUGGUGAGGAGGAGGCACAGCGAUGGUGCAUCAGGCUGUGCUGGGCUGCGGGCUGCGCUCUGCACGGGGCUGUGAUGGCUGCACUGCCAAAGCCCCGAGCCCUCCUGUCCGUCCUGGGUCAGUGCUGCUGUGAGCAGAGCUCACGGCCCUGUGUGAGGCGCUGCCAUUCCUGACCCCACUGCAGAGCCUGCGGGAGCCAGUCCAGCACCGCUGUGCAUCUCCACAACAGCGUUCUGUACAUAACUGUUCAAACACGUGCAUCUUUUGUAUGACAGAUUUAUACAGGGAGUGCCGUUACCCGCUGUGAGACGUCUACAUCGCCUAGGAAUUAUUCUCCUUGAAUUCUUGCCAUGAGGUUUUUUUCUUAUCGCCGUUGUAUUUGGGAGUUUUGCAGAACUGCAUAUUUUCAAGUGUUUCCAUUGAAUUCCACAGACUUUGCUGGGAAUUUUUGUAGAAACCAAUGCCAGGUCAGGUCCGGAUGGGUCUUUUGUUGCCAAUUCAUCACUCUGCACCUUGGUGAGAAGAGAAUAAGAGUAAUAUGAAUGAGGCAAUGUGAACUUGAGGUUGGACAGUGCCGAAACCCUGAUGCCUUGGUAGGGAAUAUUUUUAAAUCAUCUCAGUGUAAAUUGAAUAGGUAAAGUAUACCUUUGUAUUUUAUGUUAAUACAUUUCUGUAAUUUAUUGCAUAGCAAUACUGCCAUGUCACGGAGCAUUUCAAUUAGGACAACAAAUUUGUGUUUUUACAGACACUGCAAGAAGACAUUGCCUAUGUGGAGUAAUA